This is a messenger RNA of Diprion similis, 4003 nucleotides long. Its product is annotated as nucleolar protein 4-like. Bases 1001 to 2590 code for a protein of 529 amino acids. The record is from RefSeq and is a predicted model, not a curated record. The transcript is spliced from 9 exons. Lineage: Eukaryota; Metazoa; Arthropoda; Insecta; Hymenoptera; Diprionidae.
AUAUACACACACACAGAUAAACAGACACGGACGGUGUUGGGAACAGAGGAUUUUGACCGAUUGCAGACCGCUGCUUCGCGAAAUAUUACGCGUAAAAUCGACGAUAUUAAUUUAUAGUGCUGAUCGGUUUUUAAUAUUUUUUCAUGUUUGAAAAGUGUGACGAUUGAGAUAUAUUGUUACCGUGAAGGUGUGCAUAUUUGACUCUAAAACUGAAAAACAAAGUGAGUGGGUUCGAUUGAUAUACGUAAUUAUAACCGUUUACGUGGACGAAGCGCGAGGAUUAUGAUAAGUGCAACCGAAUUUAGGGUGCAAGACUUCUGAGACUACGAGAGCAAGUGCGAGAAGAGAAUUUUCUUAUCGAGAUAAACGUAUAUUAAGUACUAUAUAUUUAUAUAAAUGUGUUGAUUGUAUUUGAAAAGUGAAGAGACGGUGAUUCGUUGAAGAGAUUUUGAAAAACAAAAAAAAAAAAAAAUUGAAAUAUAUUUGGUUUGACAGUACUUUGUUCGUUGUGAAAAUCGAGAAAUAUUGUAACUGCGUUGUUUGACGAGUGCGGGAGGUAAAAUUACACGUCGAAUCGUUGAAUGAUUGAAAAUUUUUUUUUAAUCAAACUUUGUCGAAAGUGAUAAACAAUUCCGAGGAAUUAUUCGAUGAUAAAAACCGCAGCGAUGGAUAUUUGGAGUCAAGAAAAAGAAGCCACCGAAUUUGAAAAAACUGUCUUCGCAACGCGGGUUUAAAACUGGCGCAACAAUUGUGUUCGGCACGCCGGUUUAAAGCCAUGUGCUAAGACGGCUGACGUUUGUUUUGCUCCUGACACGAGAGAGACGGACAUACAGAGAGGGAGAGAGAGAGAGAGAGAGAAAGAGAGCGAUAUAUAGAGAGAGAAGAAUAGAGAGAUCAAGAGGAAGAGAGAAAGAGAGAGAAAGGAGACACGCGAAGCCGCGAUUGGCUCUAAGCGAGAAGUACGCGCAGCUCGUUUCAACGAAAUAUACAGAUUUGAAAAAUGUCCGCGAAACGAAAGGCGACAGCUAUAAUGCAGCAUCAUAAGGAGAAUAUUUCCACCCCAGAACCAUCAGACAUCUCCGAGGAUGACCAUUACUCGAGCGCGCUCAUGAAAGACGCGGACAAGCUGAAGCUGAUGCUGCUCGCGUGGAAUUAUAAUCUCCAACAACAGGCGCAGGUGCAGGCGCAGGCGCAGGCGGCAACGGCUGCCCUAUCGCCAAAUAACUCUUCAACAACGUCUGCAUCCACAAUUGGCUGUCCCACCACAGUCACCAGCCAAUCGGUCAUUUCCACGGCAAACAACACGAUUAACAACUCCACACUUACAGAUUCUCGAAAUGGCGGCUGUGAGGUGGGUGAAUUGGGGUCGGGGACCGUGUCAAGUCUUGGAUCGGUCGCUGGGGUCGGCAGCGAGGACAUGGCCUCUCUCUGGGCCUCGUACGCGAUCGGUUUGAAGAAGACGCCGCCACCAGCGCCGUCAACGACGCUUUCGCGCCUCGACCGCGACCGAGAAUCGAGCCCUGCUGGGGGUGAGGGCACCGGAAGUGCUCACGACGAGACCAGCAGCAGUGGAAACAAGGAGGACGAGGACGACGACGACGAGGACAGCGACGAGAGGCUAGACCCCAGACAUCAUGAUCCGGAGCGUCUCAAAGCGUUCAACAUGUUCGUGCGACUAUUCGUCGACGAGAACCUGGACCGUAUAGUACCGAUCUCCAAACAACCCAAGGAGAAAAUUCAGGCUAUCAUCGACAGCUGCACCAGGCAGUUUCCUGAGUUCGCUGAAAGGGCGCGCAAGAGGAUCAGGACCUACCUAAAGAGUUGUAGGCGUAACAAACGAGGCCGGGAGGGUGCGCCCUGGGAUCCUGCUCGACCGACACCAGCCCAUCUGACUUCGGUACAGGCGGAACAGAUAUUGGCAACUGCCUGCGAGAAUGAAAGCGACAACGCUAAACGGAUGAGAGUCGGAUUGGAGCCAGUUUCUCAACCUAUGCCAACGCUGCCCGCAGCCACGCAAACUGAUGUCCGCCCCAGUCUGGACCAUUUCUCGAGCACGCCGGUCAAGUCGCUACCCGGUAAACGAGAAGACACGCCGCCGGCACCGUUGACAUCCUUGGCCUCCUUACCGCUCACCAGUCUGGCCAACCUGUCAAACAGCACCGCGUCGACACCCUUGUCCCUUACACCCGCGUCGAAGCUCCUUAAUCCCCCGGAAAACAAGGGCCUUAUGAGCCAAGCAACAAUAGUCAGUUCGUCGGUGGUGAAUGGAGUCGCAAGUGGAAGUGCACCGACGGCGAUGUACAGACCUAAUUUCAGUCAGGCCUUCCAACGUACUGGGCCAACGACAGUUCCACCAACCCUUUCGGCGGGCCUUUAUCCCACUCAAAGCUUCACCUCGGGUAUCCUCAGCAACGGUACACCAAGACCAACGGACUUGAGUAUGAAGAGUACCAAACCGUUGGUUAGCCACAAACUGAACGCUGCGGAAAUGGCCGCAGUGAGACAGCUGAUAACAGGAUAUCGAGAAUCGGCAGCGUUCCUCCUGAGAUCUGCGGACGAAUUAGAACAACUCUUACUCCAGCAGCCCUAGAAUUACAUCAUUUAUGUAGCGUCAAUGCGACAGCUGGGUUUGCUACCGGAGCAUCCCUGAAAUUACGUUGUGUCACGUCAAGACGGACCGCUGUGCAGGAGAGACACGAUGGCCACGAUUAGUGGCUAAAUAUGGUACAUUCGACCACGAGAAUUCCUCGGGAUACCCUUUUUUUUUGUAUAUUCUUUUACUCUACCACAUACGGUGGCAAUUAAUUUUUUCGCACAAGUAUAUUAGUAAUGUUACGCCGCUGAGACCGUGAAGGAAAUCUGACAAGGGAGAGAAAAAGAGAGAGAGAGAGAUCGAGAGUGAAUGAAACGAUGCUGCUAAUUUGAAACUUGAGGGUAACCAACAACAAAUUUUGCGGUCGUAGUUCGAAUCGGAAACAAGAAGGCCUUGAAUUUUCGGCUGAUCUUACAGAACUUGAUUGAAAUAAAACAUUUUAUUAUUCCUUUUUUUCGAUUGUUUUGUUUCUUCGGGAAAAAAACCUGUCAGUUUUAUUUCGACGAAGAAAGGAGUAAUAACGAGCCGGUGAUAUAAAAGUCGCUCGUCAAGGAAGUUGUUUUACUUUCAUGGAAAGAAUUGUAUUCUUUCUAAAAUAAGAGUCUUAUAGAUCAUCGUUAAUCGCAAAACAGUGAUGGGACAUUCUGGUUCUUAUAUACAUUCAUGUACACUUGGCUGUUUAUUUAUAAACCAAGAUCAAAGGGAGUGGCAAGGCAAACUGGUGAUACAAAAACAAAAGAAAUAGAAGAGGAUAAAGAACUGCCGAUGAGUUGAACGGUUGUAAAUAUUACCGCCUGUGCAAAACAAUUGUGUAAUUUUUUGCAACUGGGUUAUCUAUUCAAAUAGCCAUCUUUUUAUUUUACGAUAGUGAAAUUUUUCUGUAAUUACCGUAUAACUCUCUGUACGUGAUCGGUGAAAAUAUUUGAGGAAAGUAAUGCCUAGAUCCUCCCUCCCCCUAAAUUGAAUCUAUCUACCUGCAUCGAGAAGAGUUAAUUAAUUAUCAUUUUUAUUAUUAUUAUUAUUAUUAUUAUCGCAACUAUUAUUAUUGUAAUAAUUAUAUUAUUAUUGUAAAAUUGUUGUAAAUUUGUUUACAAGCGUAAUAUAGAUUAGUGUACUAAGGUUAACUAUAUAUGUAUAAUAUGAUAAUUUACUAAAAUUAAAUACAAAAGAGUUCCGCGUAUAAGGUAGAAAUUAUUAUAUUAUAUAAUAUUGCAAAUGAUAUUAUUGAAAAAUAUAUUAGUAUGAAAUCACAAGAAUUAUUAUCAUUAUUGUUGCUAUAGCUAUUAAUAUUAUUAUUAUUAUUAUUUUCAAUAUUACUAAAGAUUGAUUAAGAAAACUAUCAAAACAGGGUGUAUAUAAAGAGGAAUUAUGAAUAUUUACUUAAUUAAUAGGCUAAGAAAGAAAGUGUGA